Molecule: messenger RNA, 1911 nt
Organism: Symbiodinium sp. CCMP2456
Lineage: Eukaryota; Dinophyceae; Suessiales; Symbiodiniaceae
Source: the annotation of a GenBank genome assembly
AUGGCCAGCCGAUGGCUCGCCAGUCGCCGUGUAUUGGUCGUGCCCGGUGCGAUGAAAUCGGGAACCUGCUCGUUGCGAGCGCAGCUGCAGUGGAUGGCAAACGGGGACGACCUGUCCCUGCCCUCUCAGGAGCUUCAUUUCUUCGAUGAGGACGAGGAAUGGGCCCGUGGUCCUGCAUACUACGCCUCCUGGUUUGAAGACUGUUCGAUGAUCGGAGAUGUGACCCCGAGCUAUUUCUACAUCCCUGCAGCCAUCGAGCGCCUUGCAGACCAGCUCCCGCAAGCACAGCUUGUUGUUUUGUUGCGGAACCCCAUCGCUCGCGCAGUGAGCCACCAGAACCAUGACCACGACAAGAACCGCCCAGUCGGCAGCUUGUCGGAGCGCUAUCAAAAGGAGAUGGCAAGCUACGGCUCCCCUCCAAGCCGCUCGGACGCCUUCCGCCGGGGCCUCUAUGCAGAGCAGAUGGAGCGGCUCUUGCAUUUUUUCCCUGCAGACCAGGUGCUGGUGAUCAUCGCAGAGCGCUUUCGCAAGCAGCCGGAGAGAGAGCUUCGACGCGUCCGAGCCUUCUUGGGCCUGGAGAGCGUCUGGUUUCCUGCAGAAGCUCUGAUGGAAGAGCAUGUGCGCUAUGAGUACUCGGAGGUGCUGUCUGCGUCGCUGAGGGAGGAGCUGCGCCGCUUCUAUGCUGCCGAUGUCCAACACCUUCGGGGUCUGCUGGGAGAUCCUCUGAAAGACUGGGAUGCAGACUUCGCCACGUUCCGGCCCCCUGUCCUUCUGCGGCCCCGCUACGUUGUGUCCUGGCGGCCGGGCGGUUCAGAGUCGGCAGAGUCGGAAGCAUCGCUCGAGCUGGUCGAGAGGCGAAGGAGGAGCUUGGCAAAUCCCGUGCCCUGCGUCCAAGACACUGACCCGAAGAUCGUGACGCCAAACGUGAUCCACGCUCUGUCAGCUGGUACAUCAGGUCCUGUCAUUGCGAGCAUUCCGGAGGGGGCCGUGCAGGACUUCAACAUGAAGAAUCCAGCAUCUGCUGUCUGCCCGAACGAUCUGAUCCUGGCUGUCAAUGCAGUGGAGGGAGAGGUGAAGGCGAUUAUCCAACAGCUCCAGUCUUUGGACAAGACGCCUUUGACUCUGAAGAUUCUGCGGCCGCAGGAGAUGAAAAUCUCCAUGGGCAAAAAGCCCAACGCUUCCCUCGGCCUGCAGAUGAACUUCUCAUCCUUCUCUGCUGGGGCCGUGGUUGACAUGAUCGCCGAAUCAGGAGUGGCAUAUGGCUGGAACGAAUCGCAGCCGGAGGAGAAGAGGCUGCGGCGAGGAGACCGCCUGGUCGCCAUUGAUGGGCAAUACCUCAAAGGCGAGGAGAUGAUCGAAGCCCUCAAGCAGAAGAAGGGACAGGACUUCCGGGCUCUCGGGUUCAAGCCGUGCUCGGGCGGGGCUUGGGGCGCCAUGGCGCACAAGUCCAACCCCUACAAGAAGGCACGCUCGAAGUUCCGCUGGAAGUGGAAGAAGAAGCGCACGCGCCGCUUGCAGAAGAAGCGCCGAAAGAUGCGCUGGACCACCUUGACGUGCAUCAAUUCCCGACGUGAUGCCAGCUGGCAGAGAAAUCCAGAGACGGCCGGGGGAAAAGCCUUUAAGCAGCGUUGUACUGUAGGCCUGCAGAUGUCCUUGCUCACCCCAACACCGUCUGCGUCGGGCCCAGGCCAGGGCGCCCCAACUGGGCAGCACCUUUGCGUUGUGGUCAGGCCUCUUUCACGCUUUCGAGUGCGCGGUCUCGCAGCGGCACCUGGAUCCGCAAGGAGCUCGAAGUUCGCUGGAUGCGGCCUUCUGCGGCUUCCUGACGGCGGGGGUGCUCUCCAUCCGCCAGGGUCCGCGCGUGGCCUCCAUGAAUGCAGCGGUUGGCGCUUUCUGCGUGGCCCUCGUUGA